AUGCAGGAUGCUGUGACUCACUUGGAAAGAUGUGCUGUGCAGCCGAAUAAAAUGGAGCUGAAUGCUAAAAAGACCAAAGAUAUGUGGAUCACCUUCAAAAAGUCCUGUCAAAUUCCUGCUCCUAUUAAUAUCGGGCCUACUGAGCUGGAGAGGGUUUCAGAGUUUAACCUACUGGGUGUAUAUGUACAGAAAGAUCUCAAGUGGAAUACACAUGUCUCGAGUAUUGUCAGCAAAGCGUGUAAACGGAUUCACUAUCUUAGGGUCUGUAGAACAGCCCGUCUCCCCAGGGACAUUGGUCUUACAACUUACAUCACUAAGAUUAGACCUGUUUUAGAAUAUGCCUCGCCUGUCUGGGGAGGGCUGCCCAUUUACCUCGAAGAAGAUCUACAGAGAGUGCAGAAUAGAUGUCUGAAUGUCAUUGGUCUCCCUAGGGAUUCUGUUGAGUCACUUGUAACUAGGCGUCAGAAUUUGACGAGGAAAGAAUUUAAACGUAUCCUAGAAUCUGAAGCACAUCCUUGUAAACGUUUUUUAGAAAAGCCAGUGGAUCAUGGCCAUAAUCUAAGAUCUUGUAAGACUAACCCAGCGCACCUCAGAAUACCUGUAUCACGCACUGUUAGGCACAAACAAUCAUUUGUUCCUAGGGGUGCUAAACUUAACUUGAUUUGA
Pocillopora verrucosa is the source of this 666-nucleotide messenger RNA. NCBI's taxonomy places the organism in Eukaryota, Metazoa, Cnidaria, Anthozoa, Scleractinia, Pocilloporidae. The record is from RefSeq and is a predicted model, not a curated record.